Molecule: messenger RNA, 680 nt
Organism: Fulmarus glacialis (Northern fulmar)
Lineage: Eukaryota; Metazoa; Chordata; Aves; Procellariiformes; Procellariidae
Product: phosphomannomutase 1-like
Exons: 7
Biological process (GO): protein N-linked glycosylation; GDP-mannose biosynthetic process; mannose metabolic process
Cellular component (GO): cytosol
Molecular function (GO): phosphomannomutase activity
Source: RefSeq, a predicted model, not a curated record
UCAUUGAUAAGUUUGACUACGUCUUCGCAGAGAAUGGCACAGUGCAAUACAAGAACGGGCAGCUGGUCUCCAAGCAGGCUAUUCAGGACCACUUGGGGGAAGAGCUGCUGCAGGAUCUAAUCAACUUCUGUCUCAACUACAUGGCGCUGCUGAAGCUGCCCAAGAAACGAGGAACCUUCAUUGAGUUUCGCAACGGGAUGCUGAACAUCUCCCCCAUCGGACGGAGCUGCACGCCAGAGGAGCGAAUCGAGUUCUCCGAGCUGGACAAGAAAGAGCGAAUCCGGGAGAAGUUUGUGGCAGCCUUGCAGAGGGAGUUUGCUGGCAAAGGCCUGCGUUUCUCUCGAGCUCCCUUACCUCUGUACGUUUGCCCCGUCGGCCUUGGUGCCCCUCCAGAUGUUGGCAACCUGCACUUGACUCUUGUGGUGAGAGGUGACACGCCAGGGUCGUGCCCCGAUGAUGUCGACGGGUUCGUUGGCUGGGACAAGCGCUACUGCCUCAACAUCCUUGACGACGAGAGAUUUGACACCAUCCACUUCUUUGGGAACGAGACAACCCCUGGAGGGAACGAUUAUGAAAUCUAUGACGAUCCCCGCACAGUGGGACACAGCGUCCAGUCCCCCCAGGACACGGUCCAGCGAUGCCGCGAAAUCUUCUUUCCAGAGAGAGCAAACGAGUGCUGA